This is a messenger RNA of Anisakis simplex (herring worm), 765 nucleotides long. The record is from the annotation of a GenBank genome assembly. Lineage: Eukaryota; Metazoa; Nematoda; Chromadorea; Rhabditida; Anisakidae.
GGUCGUGGUUGUGAGUCGGUCGGCACGGUCGCACACGAAAUCGGUAGGUCGUCUGCCGCAUUUUCCGCCCGAUCUUCCGGAUUAUCCAUUUUCCGGUUCGGUCAGGAACCAACCCUCCUUGGUCACGCACUCGGUUUCUAUCACGAGCAAGCACGUUUCGAUCGCGACUCAUUUAUCCGCGUGAUGACGCAGAAUAUCCAGAACGGCUUGGCGGGUCAAUUCUCGAAGCAAUCGGCGCAGAGAAUGCAAACCUUCGGCAUCAGAUACGACUACGGUUCGGUGAUGCAUUACGGCUCGAAGGUCGGUCUUAUUUGCUGUUCUAGGUGCUUUUGCUAUUUGAUGAAUAGUUUAAACGGCUUCUCCACGAACGGUCGCAACACCAUCGAAACAAUCGACCGCAACUAUCAAAGCACCAUCGGUCAACGUUUCGGUCUAUCCUUUGCCAACGUUAAAAUGAUGAAUAAGGCAUAUUGCGGUGGUCAGUUCGUAAAUCUGAACUGUCAGAACGGUGGCUAUCCAGACCCGAAAGACUGCUCAAAAUGCCGAUGUACCGAUGGUGUGGCUGGCAGAACGUGCAAUCAGAUGAGAUCCACCCGCACCAAAUGCGGUCAGCUCAUUCGCGCAUCCACCGGCACACUGCAAACCCUCUCGCAAUCCGGGGCUGGUGAAUGCAACUACAUGAUUACGGCACCGGCUGGUCGUCGUAUCGUGCUCGAUGUCAACAGUCUACGAUUCGCGUCCGGGGCGCCGUGUCCGUCGGCCUUC